GCAGCAGCAGGGGCGGAGGAGGCGGCGGCACCGGCACCACCACCACCACCACCACCAUCAACAUCAUCACCCCCCCCCCAGCCCAGCCAGGCUGUCCUCCCUGAAUGGCAGCCUCCUGUAUAUGGAACCAGGAGAAGUGACUUGCCACCGCUGCUGCCUUCUCUCCUUCGGGCGCCAGAAAGGGAAGCCUGUUGGGCAGCAGUACUUUCUGCUGCGCUCCACGCCCGGGCGCCAGAGCAGCGGCAGAGGCAGACAGCCCCCCCUAAACCUGCGGCCACUCUCGCGCAACUACUGCUCGGCAUCCUCCCCUUGCGCUGCUUUGGCCCACGUGCCCUCUUUUUGUGCGUCUCCAUCACCGCCCGCCCGCCCGCUCGCCUCGGAGGUCCCCUUUUUCGGGUUUCCAAAGGAAGACUCUGGCUCUUGGAUUGCAUCGGGAUUUGGGGCCACUCCGGCGGUUGAAGCUUGCCAGGCAUGGUCGGGCUGAAGAUGCUCCCGCUGAAGCUGCUCUUGGUGGCCGUGGUCCUCUGCUUCUUCGAAGGGGAUGCCAAGUUUGGGGAGAACGGGGCUAAGAGGAGAAGGUGCUUGAACGGCAGCCCUCCGCGGCGCCUCAAGAAGCGGGACAGGAGGCUGAUGCUCCUGGAGCCCCCCAUCGCGGGGGACCUGAUGUGCCGGGCCUUCUACCCGCGCCUAUCUUGCUGUCCCAGGGUUGAGAGGCAGAGCAUGCUGCCCGCUGAGAACAAGAUCUUUUCUGUUACCAACAACACAGAAUGCGUGAAGCUGCUGCAGGAAAUCAAAUGUGCACACUGUUCGCCGAAUGCUCAGAAUCUGUUCCACUCAACUGAGAAGGAAACAUUCGAAAGAGAACUAGUCCUUCCUUUCCUGUGCAAGGAUUAUUGUAAAGAAUUCUAUUACACUUGCAGAGGUCACAUUCCAGGUUUACUCCAAACUACAGCUGAUGACUUUUGCUUCUACUAUGCAAGAAAAGAUGGUGGCUUGUGCUUUCCAGACUUUCCAAGAAAACACGUUCGAGGACCCGCUUCUAACUAUUUGGACCAGAUGGAAGAAUAUGGCAAAGUGGAAGAUAUCAGCAGGAAACACAAACACAACUGCUUUUGCAUUUAUGAGGUUGUAAGUGGUCUGAGGCAACCUGUUGGAGCAGUACACUGUGGAGAUGGAUCACAGCGCUUGUUCGUCCUUGAGAAGGAGGGGUAUGUGAAGAUUUUCACACCUGAAGGGGAUAUAAUCAAGGAGCCAUUUCUGGACAUACACAAACUUGUUCAAAGUGGAAUAAAGGGUGGAGAUGAAAGGGGUCUCUUAAGCCUUGCAUUCCAUCCCAAUUACAAAAAAAAUGGAAAGCUGUAUGUGUCUUAUACCACCAACCAAGAGCGAUGGGCCAUUGGGCCUCAUGACCAUAUUCUUAGGGUCGUAGAAUACACCGUUUCCAGGAAAAAUCCACAUCAGGUUGAUAUGAGAACGGCAAGAGUUUUCCUAGAAGUAGCAGAGCUACAUAGAAAACAUCUUGGAGGGCAGCUGCUAUUUGGUCCUGAUGGAUUACUAUACAUAUUCCUUGGUGAUGGAAUGAUCACUAUAGAUGAUAUGGAGGAGAUGGAUGGUUUAAGUGAUUUUACAGGUUCUGUGUUGCGCCUGGAUGUAGAUACUGAUUUCUGCAACGUGCCUUAUUCCAUACCAUGGAGCAACCCACACUUUAACAGCACCAAUCAGCCACCUGAAAUUUUUGCCCAUGGACUUCACAAUCCAGGCAGGUGUGCUGUGGAUCACCACCCAGCUGAUGUAAAUAUUAAUUUAACAAUACUUUGUUCAGACUCCAAUGGGAAGAACAGGUCAUCAGCAAGGAUUCUACAGAUAAUAAAGGGGAAAGAUUAUGAAAGUGAACCUUCACUUUUAGAGUUCAAGCCAUUCAGUAGCGGACCAUUGGUUGGUGGAUUUGUAUACAGAGGCUGCCAGUCUGAAAGGCUUUAUGGAAGCUAUGUAUUCGCCGACCGCAAUGGAAAUUUUUUAACACUGCAACAGAAUUUCUUGACCAAACAGUGGCAAGAGAAACCACUAUGUCUUGGCAACAGUGGUUCAUGUAGAGGUUUCUUUUCAGGACAUAUCUUGGGAUUUGGUGAUGAUGAAUUAGGUGAAGUUUAUAUCUUAGCAAACAGUAAAAGUAUGACACAAUCACACAAUGGAAAACUCUACAAAAUUGUUGACCCCAAAAGGCCUUUAGUCCCAGAAGAAUGCAAAAGAACAGCUCUUCCUGCCCAGAUAUUGACAUCUGAAUGCUCAAGGCAUUGUCGAAAUGGGCACUGCACUCCCACCGGAAAAUGUUGCUGUAAUCAAGGCUGGGAAGGCGAGUUCUGCAGAACUGCAAAAUGUGACCCAGCAUGUCGACAUGGAGGUGUCUGCAUACGACCAAAUAAAUGCUUAUGUAAAAAAGGAUAUCUUGGCCCUCAAUGUGAACAAGUGGAUAGAAACAUCCGAAGAGUGACAAGGGCAGAGAGGCCUUCCCACACAGAAAGAAGGGAAGAGCAAGGGUGCCCGUGGUGGCAUAGUUCAUUUAACACCUGUUCCUGUACCAGCAAUAUACAGUGUUUUAAGCGGUGUAGACUGACACCUUAACCAAACAUUCCCAGAUUACUUGAAAAUGAUCUCUGUAGGAGAGAGAAUGUCUGUAUAGCGAAUUCUUCACUAACGAAACAGGCAAUUCCUUAAAUUUUAAUACAGCUGUAAUUUGUAAGCAAUAUGUGAUAGGUAGCUGUUCUUAUCCAGAUCCCUCUGGCUAGAGACCGCAGAAGGAAAUGGUGUCUAUGUUGCCAUCCACCUAUGAUUACUCUUGGCUUUCAAGUGACCUAAUGACAAAUGGAAAUUGGUUGAGAAAUCUUGGUCCAGUGCUUAGUGAACAAUGGUCUGCAUUAAAAAGUGCAUGCAUAAUUUUGCACAAUGUAGAUCCAACUGACACUCUAUUCAGAGAAGGUUCAGGAUUAAAUGAGCAUGGAGACCAAAUUGCCCUCUUACCCCAGAAAAGGGUGGUCUCUUCCAGUCAUACUAGCACAUCAUUGGCUAAGCAGUGUGACCAAUCUCGCAAUGAACCCUGCAAUAGCCUGCAUCUGUAGGUUAAUAGCAGACCUUUGUCUCCAUUGCUUUCUCCCUAUAGUCUUUUUACUGAAUCACAUCACAAAAAGUUUUACAAUUUAAAAAAAUGUCCUGACAACCAUUUUUGUAAAUUGACCUUACCAUCUAAUCUUCUCUUAUUCAACGUGGGGGUGACAUUAACAAAAUGUGAACUUCUAGAGAAAGAGGCAGCUGUCUAAAUCUGUCAGAUAGUGCAGUUUUAUUACACAUUAGAGCUUUGCCAGAGUAAGAAUGAAAUUACUGCAACACUUAUAAGCAACUCACAUUUAGGUGUUCAAAAUAGCUGCUAGUUCCCUGCAGACGUGGAGGGUGGAAGUUAUCCCCCAAGAUAACAUUGUAUGAGCAAAUAUUUUCUGUCUCUAGUUUAAAAAGAGACAUCAUUCUUCUCCCAAAAUAAUUUGCAAGAAAUUUCUAUAAGGUUUAUUGCAGUAGUGAGAGUUCCUGGCAUAAUCCUGGCUAAAGUCUUGAUUAAUCAGACACCACACAUGUAAGAUCAUAAUAAGGACAGGAAUAAUAAUCAGAGAAACCUAACAACAACUGAAAUAAUCAGAUUGUUUUGUUAGUGACCGCAGGAAACACAGGUAGCCUGAAGGCCAAUUACAAUAUGUUUGCAAUGCUAGUGUAGCACUGACAUAAUGUCUAGUUUGUAACAUUGCACUAAAGAAGCACUCACUAUAGACCAACCUAAGUAAUUAAAAUAUUGAACUGGGUAGUAUGGAGUGGAAUGUGCAUCAGUGAAUUACUAAGACCUAUUCCAUCCUGUGGAAACAGAACUCUCUCGACAAUUAUGCACUCCCGGGAGUGCAUAACUUAGCAUGAGAACUCUUCAGUGGAAAUGAAUUGUUCCCAGUAAAGUCACUAAAAAUCUCAGCUGCAUGUUUAUGAAAAAAAAGCACACCAAUUAUUGAAAAGGGUGGUGAGUAACUUUAAUCUUUGUCUCUCCCUUUUUUCUGCCCUUUGAGCCUAAACGUAAAGGAGGUUUAAUGGUAUGUAGUAAUUACCUUGAAUAAUGACAUGCAAAAAAAAAAUUAACGUAUUUCUGUGACAAUUUCAUUGCUAAUUAAGCUCACACCAUGGCAACUCACAAUGAGACCCUAAAAAUGAAGUUUACAAUGAAACUUUUGCCCCCAGUAAAAACUGAGGUCGGUGGAGCAAUCAGUUAAUAGGCUCAAAAAGAACGUAUGGCUUUUGUGCUUGGGUUCAAGGGUUUUUUGGUUUGUUUUUUCAUCUGCCUCUCCUGGCCUGCAGUUCUAAUGAGGUUAUUAUGAAACCUUGUGAUUGUUUCUACAACAAUAUAUAUUUUGAGUUGGGGAGUGGAGAAUAUCCUUCAGGUUCUUUUUCUGUCAAGCGACACACACAAAAACCAUGAAUACUCCAAAGAACAUAUAUCUAACUUAUUUGUUGGAUGAAUUACAACCAUGUAUAUGCUUCAGUUUACCAAUGCAAAUAAAAGGAAUGCUCUCAGCUCAACUAAA
Hemicordylus capensis (graceful crag lizard) is the source of this 4610-nucleotide messenger RNA. It is a transcript of the gene HHIP, whose product is annotated as hedgehog interacting protein. NCBI's taxonomy places the organism in Eukaryota, Metazoa, Chordata, Lepidosauria, Squamata, Cordylidae. The record is from RefSeq and is a predicted model, not a curated record. The transcript has 14 exons. Bases 472 to 2622 code for a protein of 716 amino acids.